This is a messenger RNA of Harpia harpyja (harpy eagle), 7783 nucleotides long. It is a transcript of the gene FRMPD1, whose product is annotated as FERM and PDZ domain containing 1. Gene Ontology annotation, cellular component: cytoskeleton. Lineage: Eukaryota; Metazoa; Chordata; Aves; Accipitriformes; Accipitridae. The coding region runs from base 257 to 4987 and encodes 1576 amino acids. The record is from RefSeq and is a predicted model, not a curated record. The transcript has 17 exons. Gene Ontology annotation, molecular function: protein binding.
GCCACGCCCCACUGCCCCGGUCCCGCCUUCCCGGGCAGAGGCCGCACCUGCCGUAGCGUAGCCGGUUCAGCGCUCCGUUCUCGGCAGCAGCAGAGCUCCUACUAUGGACCAGCAGCCCGCUGUCCUGUGCACUGUCCCAGCAUAACAGACAAUGUCCCUGAGGUGCAGAACUUACUGUCUGAGCAGAGGACACAAGAGAGGAGCUCGGGACAUACAAAUCUUGCAAGCUGACCAGAAGACACAGUGUGAAAGGUAAAUGGAAGAUUUGGAGACUAACUUAAUCCAAACACGCAAAGCAUGUAGAAUAGAGCAAAUGGUAGCAAAAUGGCUUCAUCGCUCUCGGGAUGGUGCAUCCAGGGGCAGAGUGUCUGCGACAGACAGUGCCAGUGAUGGCAGUGGCCAGCCUGCCAGCCGUGUCAAACUUACUGUCACAGUAUACAAAGAUUUGGUCCUCCAUCACUACGGCUUUGAGAUUUGUCCAAACCUUCCUCUUACGAUUGCAUCUGUCACUGCAGGGAGCACCGCUGAAGGGAAGCUGCAGCCGGGCGACCAGCUCCUCCUGAUAAACUCUACGGCAGUGGACGACAUGUCUGUCAAACGAGCAGCUGAUAUCAUCAGGGAGGCCGGCGACGAGCUCGUCCUAACCAUCCUGCGCUGCACGUCGGGCGGGCCUAAGUCAUCGUUUCUUACUGCAGAGAAGAGGGCAAGGCUAAAAACAAAUCCCGUGAAAGUACGGUUUGCGGAGGAAGUGCUGGUGAAUGGACACACACAGGGAAAUUCUCUUCUUUGUAUGCCCAACGUUCUCAAGGUGUACUUGGAAAAUGGACAGACGAAGGCUUUCAGGUUUGAGAUGAGCACUACUGUGAAGGACAUUGUUCUCACCUUGAAGGAGAAGCUCUCCAUCCGGAGCAUCGCACACUUUGCCCUCGCUCUAGAGGAGCAGUACAACAUGGCAAAGAUCCACUUGCUGCAUGAGGAGGAGCUCAUUGAGCAGGUGGUCCAAAAAAGAGAAUCUCACGACUACCGGUGCCUCUUCAGAGUUUGCUUUGUCCCAAAGGAUCCCUUAGACCUCCUGCAGGAAGACCCAAUAGCCUUCGAAUAUCUCUACCUGCAGAGCUGCAGUGAUGUGCUUCAGGAAAGAUUUGCCGUGGAAAUGAAAUGCAGUGUGGCAUUACGCCUGGCUGCUCUGCACAUACAGGAGAGGAUCUAUGCUUGUGCUCAGCCACAGAAAGUAUCCUUGAAAUACAUUGAGAAGGACUGGGGAAUCGAAAACUUCAUCUCACCAACUUUGCUUCGAAACAUGAGAGGGAAGGAUAUCAAGAAAGCUAUCAGCUACCACAUGAAGCGGAACCAGGUGCUACUGGACCCUCGGCAGAAGUAUUUCUUCUCUUGCAAAACGAAGCAUAUGCUCGCAGCAGUCCAAGUGCGCCUGAGCUACUUGCAAAUACUGGGAGACCUGAAGAUGUACAAUGGGAAAAUCUUUAAUGCCACCCUGAUGCUACAGGACAGAGAAUCGUACGUUGCCUUGCUGGUGGGUGCCAAGUACGGGGUGAGCCAGAUUAUCAAUAAUAAGCUCAACAUCAUAACAAGUCUGGCAGAGUUUGCAAACAUCAGCAGGGUGGAGCUUACGGAGGAGUCUGAAAAAGUGGGCAUGGUGAAAAUCUACCUGCAGGAUCUGAAGCUACUGACUCUCCUGCUGGAAUCAAACAGUGCAAAAGAUCUUGUCUGCCUCAUCAUUGGCUAUUACAGACUGUUCGUGGAUGCAAAUGUCUCCAUAUUUACCUGGGGAGAGAAAAAACAGCAACUGCACCGUGUCUCAGCUGAAGAAGGGUACGAAUCUCGAACCUGCAGUGACUCUGAAGACUCCUGGGAGCUGGAUUCCUCCUCAGAGCAUUGCUUGGACACUCCUAUAGCAUACAGCAGUGCCCAUCCUGUGUGCAACAAGGAGGAGCUCGGAGAGCUCCACAGCCUGGAGAAGGAUAGAACAAAGCCCCAAGCUGGAGGGAGUGACCAAUGUGAUGGGGGUGGCAAUGCAACAGACAGCACAUCUGAGGCUUCAGAUUCAGCCAACACCGAGAGUCGAGGAUUUAAGACAAGUGACUCCAGUGACUCUAUGGAUGCACUAGAGGAAGAUGAGUUGGAAGCUUGCUCUUCCUCCAGGCCAGAGUUCUUCCACUUCUACACACCAACAGUGCAGGAGAUGAGAAGCUCAGACAAGAGCUUCUUCCCCAUUAGUGCUGCAGGAGGCUCCAGCAGGGCAGAAAACAGAGACUACUUCUGUUUCUUGCAGGUACCACAUGUAGAAGAGCCUGGGUGUGAAGACGGCCCCUCUGAGCAGAGAGGGGAGGAUGUUGGUGUGCCCAUGCUGGAGACCAAGCUGUCUGAAAGAAACACCAUGGGCUAUUACAGCCUGUGCUACAGCACAUCCCCCGCAGGCAGCGUGGAGAGGAGCAACAUCAGUCACAGCCCUCCAAGAAGUCCUUGGAAAGAUGGGUCUGCCCAGGAAAAGGCACCAUGUGGAACAGAGCAGACAGCAGAGGGGAGCGACCUCAUUUUGGAGCCACCCCCGGGCUUUGGUGACACCAGCUCUGAGGAGGAGUUCUAUGAUGCUGCAGACAGGCUCAGCCCUCCGGAUGCCCUGGCAGCAGGCUACAGUAUGACGUCCUGGGAGGGUACAGACAACUCCUCCUGCAUCCUAAAGAAACCAAGGUGUUACAGCUUGGGGGAAAACCCAAUGACAAGGCAGACAGCAAGGGAGAAACACAGAAAGGAGAAGGAGCUGACAUAUGCCAAGAGCCUGAGGAAGAGGAGAUCUUUCCUGAAAACCGAUUAUACCUCACAGGUCACUUUCCCCUUGGCUCUGCCAGGCUCUCUGCAGAGUUGCUGCUCGUGGCCACCACCGGCCCCACUCCUUGCUCAGCCCCCCACUCCACCCUCCUCAGAGGACAUCAAGAAGGAUGCAGAGCUGGGAUUUCCUGCUACCGCCCAGGCCCAGAGAGACACUGCUAGCACAAACCCACCCUCAGACCUCAUGGAAAUGGAGCCUGACACCAUGGAAACAAAAUCAGUGAUUGACUCAGUGGUUUCUUCCAUUUCAGCUGUUCGCCUGCAGGGUGACCAGCACAGGGAGGAAAGUGCAGGCAUUGACAUACAUGUGGACGGUGGCCUCCAACCUGCACAUGCUGUACAUCCACCUUUCCUAUUCCUGGAGGAAGCAGUGCCCCUUCCUGGGGGACAAAGCAGAGCUGCCCAGGAAAGUUCCUCCAUGAAGACAAAUACUGGGUGGCUGAGUGAGGAGAGCUGUGUGGCCACUGAAGGCUGGCUGGCCCGAGUGGCACUGGAGGAGGUGGGUGAGGUGAUGGCAGCCCAGCACAAGGCUGGUGAUGUAUCCCCAUUCCUGGGCCAAGAGGUGACCUGCCCUGCUAACGAACACACACUGCCGCCAUCAGAACAUGGCCCCAGUAUGGCUUCUCCCCAUGAGGUGGCCCAGGACCAGGAACUCCUCCCCACGGCUGGGAGGCAAGCACUGUGUGAGGAACCUGUGCCAGCUCCCUGUGAAGAAAGAAAAGCUAAUCGUGACAACUGUGCUGAAAACAGCAGUGACAAUGCCUUGUCACAAGCAAAAAGCAGACCAGUGAUAAACAAGGAGGCCUUACAGAAAGUGCACAAUAAAAAUCACAUGGGUUUUCCAGAUGCAACUCAGCUCUUGACAGACUGCAGCAGCACUUCAGGGGUUGUAACCCGCCUCUCCUGGCUCUCAUUCGGAGUGAGGACAGGCCUCAGAUCACCCAGCCCAUCUCAGGAAAGGGCAGAUAUCCCACUAGAGCUUUUGGCCUCUCAGAAGACCAGUGGGUGCCUGGGGGCUGAUGCUCUCAGAAGGGAGAUGCAAACAUCCCCAGCUGGACCACCCUUUGAGAAAGAGUUGGUAAGCAGCCAGUGGCUGGAUGAAGGAAAGGCCAGAAAAGAUACAGGAAAUGUGGCUCUCAAACAGCCACAGCCUGUUCAGACUCCUCUUCCCAGAGAGCAGGCUACUGACUUGGGGAAAGACUCUCCUCUGACUCUGGGGCUUUCUGUCUCCUCAUGCCCAAUUCCCUUGGGCUCGUUGGGGAAAACUGCAGGAGACCAUGGGGCUUCAAAACACUCCUUCCUCUGCUUUAACCACAAGAAGGAUGGGCAGACCCCUUCUGACCCCAUCAUGACCAGGUCCUCGGGUUUUUCCACAAUGAAGAAGACAUCUCCACCACAGCUUAGGACAGACAAGUGCAACUGUCAGCUGUCCUAUAUCAGCUGCUUCCACAGGCCUGAUGACAAGGGGGAACGUGAAACCACCAUCCCCAUUUGCAACACAUUUCUGGGGCCCCUCACCACCCCACCAUCCAGCAGCUGCAGUCUUGCUGGGACCCCUGUGAGCAGUUACCCAGUCUCCAUUGCUAGGGAUGUGGCAUGGUGGGACCCUCAUGUCCAAGCCCUCAGCCAGCUGAAGGACCAAGCACGGAUGAGCCCUGCAGAUUUUUCCUGCUUCCUAGCCUACACCACAGAGCUUCAGGAGGUUGUGGGGAAGCUCUCUGGGAACGAAGCAACCCACCUGCAAGAUCAAUGUGCAGAGCAGGGUGCUGAGAGCAAGGGUGCCCUUGGCUUAGCCUCCCGGGACCUGCUCUCCAGUUGCCAGGAGCUCCUGAGAACAGAACAGCCCCUCAAAGAGCUGCAGGCUGCGCUGAGGGUGACAUUUGACCACCUCGUUCAGCUGGCAGUGGCCUGCUUCCAGGUGACACACUGCCAGCUCUGCAGGCAGAGGCAGCAGGAGCUCGGAGCUGCACUCAUGGACGUGGUGGGCACCUACCACCAGCUUGUGCAGGCUGUACACCAGCAGCUUCGCAGGCAAGGCUGCCCAGAUCUGGGUGCCAAGCUCCUCGCCCGCCAACACACAGCCCUUACAGCUGCCAUGUUUUGUCUCCUGCAGCAGGUCAGGGUACCCCCAUUGGUGUGAUGGGGCUGUUGAUGGCACACGAGUGCACUGGGUGGGGAAGAGCCCAGCUAUGUUCCCUGUGUCCACUACCAGGCUCUCCCCCACAGGAUGUUUAGCCCCGGAGCUCUAGAAUGGUCACGGAAGGAUGUGGCCAUGUCGGUCGGCUUAGUUCCACCAAGAGCUGCCCUGUCCGGGGGAUGGUCAUGAGGCAGGGCAUACCGCCCUCCAGCCUAGCUUUGUGUAAUUCUGCAUACACAAUCUGUAUGUAAUAUGCAAACUCGUAGAGUACUUAAAUGGCUUAUGUACCUUGCCUAGGGCUUGUCCCUCACCUCCCAAAGGCCCUGCAGGUGGCCAGUCCCAAGGUGUUGUCUUAGCCUUCUUCUGUGGAGAAAGAUGGGAGCCUUUUGGCCUUCCUUUCCUCUCACUCCUUACUCUACAGGCAGACUCUGAAGUAGUCACGUCAAAUCCCACCCUGGCCCGACACAAAGGAAUCCAGGCUGCUUUGUCCGCCUUCUGUGGCUGAGGAUGUUUCUGGAGUUAUAAUGGAAACCUCUCUGGGAACAAAGCUAUGCUGUAUUUAACUGCUUUUCCUUGCAAGGACAGAAGAGAAGGUUGUCCCAGGCGAGGGAGGCAACACCAUAUGCUGCUCUUCUGAUAUGGUCUCUUUGUGUCAGCCAGCUCUUCUGUUUGCUGAUGCUUAAGUCCCUGAUUAACCCCUCCCUGCUACUUAUGGAUCCACAGCUUCCAGAAGGAACACGUAAGCCCAGAGACUGAAAUGUCACCUUCACAGCUGUGGAGAUGACCAAUUAUGCUGGCCUCCCUAGGAAAGGGCAAGCCCCUUCUCCCAGUCUCAUCGGUAGCUCGUCUUCCAUCAUGUGCAGUAUAUCCCUAGCUAGGCGUGAGCUGUUUGUCGUUAAAGGUCGUCUAGCUGUGCAUCCCUGGUGAGUCAGCACUCCAGCGCUGGAGGCAUGACCUUGGCACCCUCUGAUGAAGAGGGCAGAGGUCCCUGAUUGCUGGUGUCUAAAUUAGGGGCUUGUUUGGGAGCAGCUGGCUUUCUCUGAGGGGUGUCUGCAGCAGGCGUGCUGCCUGACAACCUCUCUGCCUCCGAGUGUACUCAGGAUGGAGGGGUCUGCACAAGGCAGCAGAGGACCACGUGCAGGCCACAAGAGGUGGCCAGCUCUGCCCGUGCACACCACGUCUUCAAGCACCAGGGCAGCGUGGGGACAGGAUUGUCCUGUGGCUCUGUAACAGGGAGGCCACUUCCACUUUUGCUCAUUCUUUAAUGCUUCUGGAGGGAGUAAAGGGCAAGUCCUUGCAGCGGAACUCUGAUGUGGAAGAAGGUGGCAGCUGGGGCAGAAAGGAGUGCUGCAGCACUGCUAGGAGACCUCCCUAACCAGGCAGCCUCUAACAGCCACAGAAAUUCGGCAACCUUUAGCAGCCCUAUGCCAAAUACCCUACAGCCGCUACUCUCACAGUGUGCCUGCAGGCAGCAAGCUAGCUAACCAAGGGCAGUCUGCUUUCCUGGCAGCACAGGGACAGGGUGGCCAAAGUACCUUCAGCCACUGGGGAGGGCACCGCUGCCAGGUGGUUUGGGUUAGCGUACGCUGCUGCCUAGCAAACUCAGGGGCUCAGUUAGAAAGUUAAAAGUCUCUUACGCAGAAGCCCAAGUGCAGACCUCUAACAACACACCAACGGCUGGUGAGCAGGGGGACACGAAAAGUAGGAACUGGAAGAGUGCACGGGCACAGCAAAGCAAGAGGCACUGGCAAGCACAAAUUCAGCCUACGUGGGGAGCAACACCCUGUAUCCACCAACAGCUGCUCUGGCAGGCCCUACUAAUGCUGUCUCAUGGGCACGGAAUUCCAGAUGUUGGAAAAGGCUCUGAUGUGAAGGAGAAAUGAAAACACGUAAGCACGUGAGAUGAUAGUAAUUUACCUCAGAAGACUAACCUGGUGGUUAGACAUAGUACUCAUUGACGGUGAGGUUUUGUUGGGGGGGGGGGGGGGGGCGGUUUAGCAACAAUGGCUGAGGUAACAUACUGACUCAGAUGCAUCAAAAAUGCAUUCUGCUGUGGCUGUAAAAUAUGUCACUGCUCUAUGUGCAGGGCACAGUCAAAUCCCAGAUACCUUUCCAGAACAAACAUCAGGGUUAGUGAACUUCACACGUCAGUGUGUGACGACGUACUGUGCAUCAGUAACUGUAAGGAUGCAAUGGGAGUUUAAGAGUAAACAUUUUAUUUUAGAUUAGAUGCACAGGAUUAGCUAUAGGCUUCAACAACACAACAAGUCUUCCAACUGGUUUAAAGUUGUUAGGACGUGGUACACCUGGGAACUGUUUCUCCAUUGGGGAAUCACUUCCCAUCUUGUGUUCCCCAACUGGAACAGCACUGUCCUUUUCCGUGGGAAGGAAUUUUCCUCGCCAGUGAGCUUUGCAAUUCUAACUUCACCUUAAUUGUUGUUUAAUCAAGAUGAAAGAAAUACCUUAAAGCUCUCCUCCCUGUUCCAGAACAAGUGUAGAUGCAAGAGUCAGGAACACUCUAGCAAGCACCCACAGAGAAACAAAACUGAAUUCCUGUCCAUUUUUUACUUGAUCCCAGGACUCCAUCAGCUUUUGUUUUCUGUUCCAAGGGGAAAAGCCAUUUCCAGCAUUGUACAGCUGAGGUAGAAUGUGUCACGCUCAACAAGGUCCUUAAACAAGAUUUAUGCAGAGCUGUUUUCUCCACGCACAUGCUGGUGCCUCUGCUUGAAAUUUGGAGUUUGCCUCUGUCUGCACGGCUCCAUAACAUCACAAAAUAAAGAGUUUUCUUGUGCAUUGUCA